Glycine soja is the source of this 1645-nucleotide messenger RNA. RefSeq lists its product as uncharacterized. The coding region runs from base 368 to 1645 and encodes 425 amino acids. The transcript has 7 exons. Lineage: Eukaryota; Viridiplantae; Streptophyta; Magnoliopsida; Fabales; Fabaceae. The record is from RefSeq and is a predicted model, not a curated record.
GGCCUCACGCCUAAGAUUAUUGGCGACUAGACCAGUUGGGGCAGAGAGACCCCUUGUCCAUGUGGAUCCUGUUACUGGCAAAGCAGACGGUCCCCACAGCAAGAAAUUUAGAACAUAUUUAGGGAUCGUUGCUCGUGAUAAGGUGGAUGUCACAUACGAAAAUUGGAAGCAUGUCCCUAUUACUCAGAAGGAUUUGAUAUGGGAGGAUAUUCAGGCUGAAUUUGAUAUCCCUGAAGCAUCUGAUUUAAGGACAAAAAAGAAAAUACUUCAGACUGUGGGGGAGCGGUGGAGACAGUUUAAGUCUGAUUUGACGUCGAAAUGGGCACUUGCAGCUGACAAGGAUAGUGUUGAUGACACUGUAUGCAAAAUGUACGGCAUUAGCAAGGAGAAAUGGACCCAAUUUUGCCAGAGCCGUAGAGACCCUUCAUGGGAGAAUGUUCGAAAAAAAGCACAAGCUGUCCAAAAACAAAACACUGCCCCUCACGUGAUGUCUCGUGGGGGUUAUGAAUAUUUAGAAAAAAAGUUGAUGGAUGAGAAGAGAAAGAAAAAACUAGAGGAAACAACUCAAUCCGGAAGCACUGACACCGUCAUUGAUCCUCCAUCUCCCAUCAAACGACACGUGAAGUGGAAGCUAGCCCGCACCAAGAAAACUGGUGACAUGACAUCUGAAGCAGCAAAGGAAAUUGCUGACAAGAUUGAUGCGCUUGAGGAGCAGGCCUCACAGGGUUCCUUUGUUACCCAUGGACGUCAUGAUAUACUGACUGCUGCCAUUGGGCGACCAGAACACCCUGGUCGUGUGCGUGCUGUAGGAGCCGGUAUAACCAUCAAACAAUACUUUGGAUCAGCUUCAAGGACCUCCUCCAUUGCUCCCGAAUACCUGCAACAGUUGACGCAACAAAUCAAGGACCAACUAGAGGAUUCAAUCACAGAAAAAGUCACUCGACGGCUAAUGUUAUCCCUCAGCCAAAUGCAAUCACAGGGACUCGCACUGCCUCCUGAACCUGAUGUUGGUCCUUCAGCUGCUCGUGUCAGCACAAAGGAGAGUUGUGUUGAUCCCUCAGGGAACGAUCUAGACACCGGUGACUCAUACAAAUGUGGGUUGUAUAUUGAAGAAUAUCCUUCUCGCCUGGUUGCCCUGGGAAGAGUUUAUGAGGGAUCUACAACAAUUCACAACAUUCCUUUGCUGCAUGAUCAAGUUAAGGUUGGUGUUGAGGAGAUUAGAGAUGUAGAUGCUCCCAUUCCUGUACCCACUAAAGAGGUUAAGGUCGUGGGACAGACUCUUAACACAUUCCUUGCUUGGCCGACACAUCUAGUCAAGCGUUUAUCAGAACAGGGAGCUGUGAGACCCGCGAAACCUGCAGAUAGGCCGGAUGAUGAGGUCGAUGAUCCGCUAUAUCUAAUGACAUUGACCAUUCCACAGCUUUUUCUGAAGCCAUUGCAGGUUAUGUGGGAUGCUACCUUGUUUGGCCUAUUUAAUGAAAACUUUCCCUUGUACAUAAAGCAUGAAGAUCUGUCUGAAAUUGCACAUGGUGGUCAAUGUCUCAGCAUAUCUGUUAUACAGUUGUGGAUUCUGCAUAUGACUGAGACAAGUAUGCGAGCUGGGAAUAUCGAUGUGUAUGGAUUCCUCGAGCCACAUAUUGUGUAG